AUGGCUGGUGGACCCAAGAAAUGUUGGCCUUUGAUUGGAUUCAGUCUUAUCUGUCUUAAAAUGGUUGCUUCAGCAAAAACAGCUCCCGAAAUACCCACUAUUGAUCAGGCCUAUUCAAAAAUCAGCAACAGUAUCACUGUGGAAUGGGCCACAGUGCCGGGGGCCACCAGUUACCUCCUCACAGCUGAAGAUGGAGACACUGUCAUUGAAACCAUGGUGGCCAAUUCCCCAGGCACUGUGACAGGCCUGAAGGCUGCGACCUUGUACCAAAUCACCAUCAGAUCCAUCAGUGCCACUGGGAGAAGCCAAGCCUCACCUCCGAAGCAGGCAAAGACAGUGUUGGCUGCACCAAUUCUAGAAGUAAGCUCUCCAAGUCCAGACUCUAUCCUUGUGCAGUGGGAAGCUGUAUAUAUGGCAAUUGGAUUCUCUGUGUCCAUCAUGCGAGCGAAUGGUUUGGGUAGAAUAUGGAAAGAGAAUACCACAAACACCUCCUUGACGUUCACCAGUUUAGAAGCUGGGACUCUCUACACCAUAAAGGCCUAUGCAUGGAAUGCCAAUGGAACACCUGGGGAUGACUCUACCUGCAAUCAGAGAACAAGUCCUCCAGCUCCUGCCAACAUUCAAGUCUCUUUUGACAGUGGUGCUCUGAAGGCCUCUGUUUCAUGGGCCCCCACGGAAGGAGCUUUCAACUAUACUGUGAUGGCUUUGAGCGACUCUUCAGAGCUGAGCUGCCGUACAACUCUCAGCGCCUGUACCAUCUCCUCGCUCCAGUGUGGGACUGAGUACCUCAUUUCAGUUUUAGCAAGUAAUGAUGCUGGUGCUAGCAAAUCAACUUCCGCGGAGGCCCUGAGAACUGUUGCUUGUGCCCCUGGAAGAGUGACCAUCCAAGAAGAUCCUCCAGGCCACCUGUCUGUGGCUUGGUCCGAUGUAGAUCUGGGCGAUUACUACGUGGCCUUUGUGAAGAGUGAUGAUGGCUUGGAAGUCCACUGCAACACAUCCCUCACCCAGUGCAAUUUCUUAUCUGAAUGUGGCUUCACUUACUUUAUCAGUGUUUUUGCCUAUAACAAGGCAGGGCAGAGUCCUCUGGGCGAUGUGUUCAAUUACACCACAGCUCCCUGUUGUCCUACCGACAUCAACCCUGUGUUGGUUUCCAGUGACAGAGUAGAGAUCGUCUGGUCUCCUGUCCGCGGUGCCGAACUUUAUGAAACCAAGGCUGUAGAUGGGUUCACCGUGGUUGAGUGCAAUGACACUGCUCCUGCUUGCACCCUCUCAGCUCUAGAGUGCGACACCAAGUACAACAUCACCGUGUACUCCUUCAGCGAAGUCCGGGGCAGCAAUAUGUCCUGUACUUCCCAAUUUAUAACCACAGCUCCUUGCAGUCCUGAGAUAAAAAGCGUUUCGAAGGAUGCAUUCUCCACAAUUAACGUGCACUGGCGACCCACCAAUGAUGAUGCCACUUACACGGUGACAGCCCAGGGGGAGACAGGGCUGUUUCGGUGCAGCAGCAGGGGAGAGUCCUGCGCCAUGGCGGGCUUGCCCUGUGGCUCGGUGUUCUCCGUCACCGUGGUGGCGGAGACACAGGCCGGCCGGAGCCUGCCCAGCUACAGCGUGCCCCUAGAAACAGUGCCGUGCUGUCCAGCUGGUCUGACAGUAACUCAGGUCACCCAGUCGUUAAUCAAUGUGAGCUGGACUGUUGGGACUGGGGCCCAAACCUAUGUGACAGUUCUGGAGUCGCACACCGGACAGUCGAAGUGUCUCACCCAUCAAAACCAGUGCCUCCUGGGUUGCAUCUCUUGUGGCGUCAAUUACACGGUGGUAUUAAAAGCGAUUAGUGCCACUGGGUUGACUGCAGACUGCACCUACCAAAGUUACUCCUCCAGUGCCUGCUGCCCUUUGGGAGUGAAAUUAUACAGGCUGGGCCCUAAUGGCAUUCGCAUCUACUGGCAAGCGUCUAGGGGCUCUGCCAAUUACAGCACUGACCUCUAUGGUUCCAAAGGCAUUUUCACGUGCGCCCCAAGCGCUGGCCUCAGUUUUUGUGAUGUCACCGAGAUACCCUGUGGGGAUGUAUAUACCGUGAUGGUCUCACCAGUUGCUGAGACAGGACUGAAGCUUACUUUCUGCCCCCAAAAAAUAUAUUCAGUAACCUGCUCUGGAAGUACACUUGGAAUGGUGAUUUACAGAGGGAAAAGAAAUGCAGAAUGA
Messenger RNA from Callorhinus ursinus (northern fur seal), 2202 nucleotides. It is a transcript of the gene FNDC7, whose product is annotated as fibronectin type III domain containing 7. The record is from RefSeq and is a predicted model, not a curated record. Gene Ontology annotation, molecular function: protein binding. Lineage: Eukaryota; Metazoa; Chordata; Mammalia; Carnivora; Otariidae.